CAGGGUCCUGGGAGACUAGAUAUAGUGAAUGCAUGGUCCAGGGAGACCAGAUAUAGUGAAUGCAGGGUCCGGGGAGACCGGAUAUAGUGAAUGCAGGGUCCGGGGAGACCAGAUAUAGUGAAUGCAUGGUCUGGGGAGACCAGAUAUAGUGAAUGCAUGGUCCGGGGAGAGCGGACAUACUGAAUGCAGUGUCCGGCUCAGAGACAGCAGCAGGAGCCACUGGCUCCUGCAGCUCUCAAUCAUAUCCUGGAAGUUGGGAGCUGGGGGUCUUGCUCUGGUGGCACUCAGAGAAGGGGAGGAGCCAGGAGAGCCAGCAGGGGGCCCCAGAAGAGGAGGUUCAGGACUG
Molecule: messenger RNA, 346 nt
Organism: Staurois parvus
Lineage: Eukaryota; Metazoa; Chordata; Amphibia; Anura; Ranidae
Source: the annotation of a GenBank genome assembly